AAACUCACAAUUAAAAUUUAUAUCACAACUUCAAUUUCAUUUUUUAUAUCAUUAAAGAUAUUUCAAGAUAAUUCAAAUAUUUAUUUUUGUUCCUUAGUUUAAGAUAACCUUCUUAAAUCUUUAAUCUUCCAGUUAUUAAGUGAAUUUAAACACUUUCUUCUAUUUGUUUACAAUUUUUUAAGAAUGAAGUACUUGAAAAGAAAUGGAUAAAACAAAUUUAAAGAUCAAGGACGUUUCUAAAGAUAAACAACAUCUCAAAACUCAUAUUCCCUUUAUCGAGGAUAUGGUAAAAAGAUGCAAAGACACACAAUAUGAAGAGACAUGGAAGAAAAUGUUAUUAGUGAUCAGCUCAGAUAUGUCCUUAUCACUCAGUCGUAUACAAACUUUGGAAGAAAAAAUUUCUAAACUGAAAGAGGACAUGAAAAAACAACAAAAAGAAUUGGAAUGUCAUCUCAAUGUGAAAAUUAAAGAGGAAAAGUGUGAAAAUAGUCACGAAAACAUCGAUUCAACAAAUACUUCAGCUAGAGAGCAAAUACCAAAACAUGAGGAAACUCCUUAUGAUGAUUUACUAGAAGUUAUUAAAACAGAAACUCCAAAAACAGUUUCAGGACAAGAAGAUAUUGAAAAUAAGAAAUCUGUUAAAGAUAAAUCUUCUUCCCCUAAAGGAGUAUCUAAUAAGUCAAAAAAUAUCCAGAAAAAAAAGAAAUCUAACAACCCAACACUUAGAAUACGUUUAAAUAGAAGAAAAAAAGUUAACAAAGUACGAAAAAAAAGCCAAAAAACAAAAACUAAUUUAUCGAAGAAAAAUUCAAAGAAAUGUAUCGAAAAACCAGAUUCGAUAUUGGAAGAGGAAGACGAACCUUUACUUGUAGAAAUUGUGAAGAAAAAAGACGAAAAUGAAGCAUUAUUGUCAAAGAAAAUGAUUGAAAACUUGAAAGAUCUUAACAACAAAAAGAAGAAUGGCGUAAAACGGAACUCGCCCUAUGAUUUUAUUGGCAAUAGGAAGAUAGCACAAUUGAACGCAGCUGUUAAUGAAUUGUCAAAAAACGGUGAACCGAAUCCUGAAGAGAUUUUAAAAUCCUUUGAAAGAAUAUUGGGUCAAGUAUUCUUUUUGAAAUUUAAAACCUUAUUGGACAAAGGAAAAGCCGGUUACAACGAGUUGGAGUUGUUAAAUCGAUCUUUAUCGUCUUCGUUUAUCGGAGAAGCUGUCAAAGCAACCUCAUCAAAAUUACGUCAUGGGAGAUCUUUUGGCAGUGAUAAAAAUGAGAACGUCAAAGUUAAGUAUGAAUUAAAGGAAUGCUGCGUUUUGAUCGAGAGAUUAGAUUAUGAACUCGUUCAAACUACGGUCAAAAUUCAAAGUGAUGGAUCAUUCAAGAAAAUUGAUUACAAUGCACAGCAAACUUUAAUACCAUUAGAUGAAAUCAAAAAAGAACCUUCAACUGAUAUGAUGGAGGAAAUUGAUGCGACUACAGACUCAAAGCCUUGUUUAGUUAGUCACAUUUCAAAAUUCAUUCAGAAUUUGGAAAUAAUUGUUGAAAACAUUUCAAUCACCAACUGCCGAGGAGGAAAACUCUUCAAAUGUAAACAAAGACGAGAUCACAAUUGCAAUUUUGAAAGUUUUGAUGAAGAAAUAUUCAAGUAUCAUAUUCAAUCAAAACAUUUUCUUGUCAAAUGGAGCGGAUUUUGUGAGACAUGUAAGAAAAGUGUUUCAAAUAUUAAUCCUCUGCUUGAAGAAUAUUUCCAUAUAAAAAAUUGCCAUAAUGAAGGGAUGUUAACUGAAAUAACUGAAAUCGAUCAAAAUAAAAGUCAGUGGAAAGUUGGUGAAGCAAAGAAUGGAGAGUUGAAUAAAUUAAAACUUUUCAAAGUAGAUGCUGCUGAGAAAAAACCUUCAACGGUAGUCGCAAAUGUCCCAAAAUUGAGUGAGAAACCAUCAGAAGUACCGAAAUUAAGUGAGAAACCAUCAGAAGUACCGAAAUUAAGUGAGAAACCAUCAGAUGUACCGAAAGUGACUGAGAAACCAUCAAAUGUACAAAAACUGAGUGAGAAACCACCAGAAGUAUCCGAAGCAGCAGAGAAACCACCAGAAAUGUCUGAAACAGCAGAAAAAACUGCUGAAGAAACUCAUCCACCUACAACAACAAGUGAAAUAGAAUCGACUACAAAACUUCGGCCUUGGCUGAACAUGCAAGACUCAAAAACAAAUGAAGCCAUUACACACAUGUUGAAGCAUUCCUAUUUGUUCCAUUUGUAUAAAUGUAUGGGAUCGUCGUGUAGUUUAACUACAAAUAACCCAAAAACGUUCACAAAUCAUCUUUCAGAACAUAAAAUUUCACAUAAUUCUGACAUUGGCAAUUUUGGAAGUUGCGCCUAUUGUAGUUUUAAAACAUUUCUACCGAAGAAGUUAGUGAUCCACAUCGAGAGUAAACAUUCGACAUCCAAGUUUUCUUGCUCAAAGUGUUUCUUUCGCGCCAUAUCAAAACAACAUGUGCUUUGGCAUUAUGAAGUUUUUCAUGAAUUGAAUGCAAACACCAAGCAAUUAAUGGUUUUAGAAUGUAUAGGAAGUGGAGAAAAUGAUAUUAAUGAUGAAAUCAAUAACAUCAGACUUAAUUUAGCGGAGCACGUUCCACCAAUAAUUUGUGCUUCAUGCAAGAAUAAAUCUUUUAAUAAGUCUGCCUUCAUCACACAUCUUAUCGAAAAACAUCCAGAUUGGAAGAGUUGGAAGAAUCGAUGUAAAAAAUGUCAUGAAGAUGUCGAUUCACAGAAUAUUUUUCAACACUUGGAGACUUGUCAUCAAAUAUUUCGUUUCCAAUGUGCAUUCUGCGUUUACGGAUGUGAAGAACUUAAAGAAAUUCGAUAUCAUUUGAUGAACUUUCAUUCAAAUGAACGUCCUUUCUUCUGCGAAAGAGUGAAAUCGAAAUAUAAAGUUAAAAACGAUCCAACUAAUAUCAAUAAUUUUGUCACUUUGAAAUUGAUGGAAUUCAAAGAUAGCGAAACGAGUUAAAUGAAUUAAAUAUCUCGCUCAAAAUGAAUUAAAUUAUACUUAAUAUCUUAAAAUAUGAUUGAAUAAAGAAUUUGUACUUGUCAAUUGGAUUUUUAAUUUUAAAUCUCAAUUCCAACCCUUAGUUCGAAAU
Messenger RNA from Clunio marinus, 3131 nucleotides. NCBI's taxonomy places the organism in Eukaryota, Metazoa, Arthropoda, Insecta, Diptera, Chironomidae. The record is from the annotation of a GenBank genome assembly.